CGGCCUACAGGUACUCCCUGCCAUAGUAGAGUUGCCAAUACAGACAAUACGGUCUGCAAUCUCAAUACACUAUGUGACAUUGUUGAAUUUGUAAAGUCGUGUGCAAGUAACGCAACGCUGUAACGAUUUUCCGAUAAGACGAUGGUUGUUUGAACCAUUUUUCGUGGGAAAAAAUUGAGAACAAUUCGAUAAGGCAAACUCUGAUUUGACAGAACUUUGAGCAAUAACAUGGCUGCCAAAAAUAAUAUAACAGUCCUAACUCCAAAUGGGCGAAGACCAGCCAUUGAAGUUAAUCAGAACACAACAAUUUUGGAGGUUCUUGAAAAAGCUUGCAGCAAAUACAACUUCAAUCCAGAUGAAUAUGAUUUAAAGUACCAUAACAGGAUAUUGGAUGUUGAUUUGACCAUUAGAUAUGCUAAUAUAUCCAAUAAGGCUUGUUUGGAGAUGGUAACUUGUAAAAAUCCUAGAAAAGUAUCAAAUGUUACAAUAUGUGUUCAAUUGGAAACUGGAGAUAGACAGACUGGCGAGUUUGCUCCAACUACAUCUUUAGAGGCCAUUUUAAAAAAUUUAAAUAUUGAGUAUGAUGUUGAAACUGUAGUGAUCGUUUAUACUCAAAGAAAAAUUUAUGGCAAAGAGUUUGAAAAUCUUACAUUAAGAUCAUUAGGAUUAGGAAGUGGCAAAGCUUUGUUCAGGCUGAUGCAUAGAAAUCCAGAGGAAAAUAAAGAACAAGCUCAUGUGUACAAUAUACCUCAAAAACCAAAGACUUUUGAGACUGUAGAUGAUGAUGAAUUUGUGUUCAAGCGGACUCCAGCCCCAGAUCCUAAAAAAAGUAAAGUGUUAGAUCCAAUUUCACUUAUAAAAGCAGAGAAAGAAUCUCAUAAAAAAUGUGAUACCAAUAUUAAUGAUACAAAAACUAAAGUUGCUGCUGAAAAACCACUGAAAGAAUCCUUAUCUUCUUCAGCCUUAAAAAAUGAAAGAGAAGAUAACAAAAAAUCUAAGCUUUCAGAAGACGUAGAUUUAGAAAAGAAUGAAGAGGUUGAAGACAAAAUUUUACAAGAAGUGCCUGAAGUUCAAAUUAUAGGAGAAAGAGAUGCUCUAUUAUUCAACCAAGCUGGUGCAAAACCAAUGAAUCAAAAUCCUGUACCUGACAGUUUUUUUGAAGUCACAGUGAAUGAUAUCAGAGCUUUAAUUCGUGAUGCUAGAAAUGCACAAAAUGACGCACCUCUUUCUACAGCAGCUAUGAGACAAAGAGAUAAGGAUAAUGCACAGAUGGAGCAGCUCCGUAAAUACAAAACAGUAAUCAUACGUAUACAAUUUCCUAGUCAGCUAGUUCUUCAAGGAUUUUUUACUCCAGUUGAAACGGUGCAAACUAUUAAAGAUUUUGUAAAGACUUACCUUGAGAAUCCUUCAGAAGAUUUUAAUUUAUAUACAACUCCUCCUAGAUGUGAUCUCGUACCCAUGGAUCUAUUAAUUGAUUGCGGCCUAGUACCAAGUGCCAUUAUUUACUAUGCUGGUACUUCCGACCUUAAGCCAGAAAUAAAAUCAAAGCUAACAGAUCCUAUGGCAGCAAGUUUACAUGCAUCUAAUACAAGACUAUCAACUAUGCGACAAAAUUGUGAUUUGGAUGAUCUAAAAAAUGAAAUACCACAACUUAAUAAGGAGGUAAUAGUAUCAUCAAUUUCAUCAUCAUCAUCUUCGUCACUCGUUCCGCGGCAAACGAACAGAAACGAGCCUCAGCCUUCGAGUUCCACUGCAUCACCGUCUGGAGCAAGGAAGGUUCCUAAGUGGCUCCAACUUUCGAAAAAAUAAACUAUAAAUUGUUAUUGUAUCAUAAAUCUUAUUAAAAUGACAAUAAUUUAGUGGCAUUUAAUUUAACACACAAACUUUUUAAGGCAAAAAGAUAAUUUAAUAUUUUCAUAAUUUCAUUACUUGCUAUGUGGUACUAUUUAUAUACUAUUUUUGACAACUUUAAUGUAAAAAAAUUUAUCAUGCCAAAUAAAAUAUCAAACACAUA
Trichogramma pretiosum is the source of this 2014-nucleotide messenger RNA. Its product is annotated as tether containing UBX domain for GLUT4. The coding region runs from base 229 to 1809 and encodes 526 amino acids. Gene Ontology annotation, biological process: signal transduction. Lineage: Eukaryota; Metazoa; Arthropoda; Insecta; Hymenoptera; Trichogrammatidae. The transcript is spliced from 8 exons. Gene Ontology annotation, molecular function: protein binding. The record is from RefSeq and is a predicted model, not a curated record.